This is a messenger RNA of Trichechus manatus latirostris (Florida manatee), 636 nucleotides long. It is a transcript of the gene TMEM61, whose product is annotated as transmembrane protein 61. The transcript has 2 exons. The coding region runs from base 10 to 636 and encodes 208 amino acids. Lineage: Eukaryota; Metazoa; Chordata; Mammalia; Sirenia; Trichechidae. The record is from RefSeq and is a predicted model, not a curated record.
UGUGUCCAGAUGUGUGACCGGGGCCAUGUGGCCUCCACCCUCCGCUAUUGUAUGAUGGUCAGCGGCACCAUGGUUCUGGUGGUCGGUACGCUCUGCUUCGCUUGGUGGAGUGAAGGGGACACAGGGGCCCACCCUGGCCAGCUGGCCUCACCCACUGGGCACCCUGCACCUGAGGCCCCCGGCCCCCUGCUCAGGUCGGUCAGCUUCUUCUUCUGCAGCGCAGGUGGGCUGCUGCUGUUCUUUGGCCUGCUGUGGUCCGUCAAGGCCAGCACCCAGGGUCCAACCCAAUGGGACCCAUACCACCUCUCCAGAGACCUGCACUACCUCACUGUGGAGACCUUGGAGAAGGAGAGCUGCAGGACACCAAAGGUGGUUGCCAUUCCCACUUACGAGGAGGCUGUGUGCUGCUCACUGACCGCGGCCGAGGUGCCCCCAGCACCACCUGCAUACUCCACAGAGGAAGACCUGAAGUGCAGUACCUCAGGGGAUGCCCCGCUUGGUACCCAGCCCCCCUGGCCUCCACCCAGCUACGAGAGCAUUGUCCUUGCCCUUGAUGCCGUCUCUGAAGAGACAACCCCUGGGGCUGCAUCCUCUCGCCCAGGCCUGUUGGUUCAGACUGCAGGGGGAGGAAGUUAA